Messenger RNA from Cryptococcus wingfieldii CBS 7118, 1368 nucleotides. RefSeq names its product nucleolar protein 15. Lineage: Eukaryota; Fungi; Basidiomycota; Tremellomycetes; Tremellales; Cryptococcaceae. The transcript is spliced from 3 exons. Gene Ontology annotation, cellular component: nucleolus. Gene Ontology annotation, molecular function: RNA binding. The record is from RefSeq and is a predicted model, not a curated record. Gene Ontology annotation, biological process: maturation of LSU-rRNA from tricistronic rRNA transcript (SSU-rRNA, 5.8S rRNA, LSU-rRNA). The coding region runs from base 1 to 1368 and encodes 455 amino acids.
AUGGCUCCCAAGCGAUCUGCCCCUACCUCCAAGGCUUCCGCCGCCCCCAAGAAGGCCAAGUCCGCCGCUUCCAAGCCUGCCUCCAAGACCAAGGCCCCCAAGGGCGCCAUCGACACCGUCAAGGACACUGCCGCCUCUCUCAUCGACACUGUCUCCUCGGCUGUCGACGUCGCUGGUGACAUCGUUCUUGACGAUGGUGCUCCCGCCCCUAUGGAAGAAGCCGUGAAGGAGACUGUCGACGUGCCGGCCUUGAAGAAGAAGGGCAAGGAAGUCAAGGGCAAGGCGGGAAAGAAGGCCGUUGAAGCUGUCGAAGCCGCCAAGCCUGUCAAGGGCAAGACCACCAAAGCCGCCAAAGAGGCUGCAACUACUGUUGACAAGGCCGCCAAGGACCCCAAGAACCGAAAGCGUGCUGAGGACUUCAUGGAUGCUGCUGGAUCUGCCGCGAAGAACGUCGCCGGCAAGGUCGGCGAGGCUUUGGGCGAGACUCUUCAGCAGUUUGGCGAGGCCAGUGGUAUGACUGAGGCCACCGAGGGAACUGCCAAGAAGGGCAAGAAGCAGGCUGGAAACAAGGCUGUGGAAGUGAAGGAGGCUGGCAAGCGAAAGGCGAAGGAGGCACUUGCCGGUGCUGAGCCCGUAGCGAAGAAGACUCGCUCCAAGACUGCGGCACCUGCGCCUGCUGCCGAGGACGAUGAUGAUGACGUGUCUAUGCACGGAUUCUCUUCGUCUGAUGGCGAGGCUGACUCUUCGGACGACGAGUCUGAUGCGGAGGAAUUGGCGGUUGCCGAGGCCGGGAGGGCUGUCGACAUGACAAAUCUGCCGAUGGUGGCUCGGGAUGACAAGAGUGUCCAGGCUAGGCUCAAGCAGGCGGCGAAGAAGAAGGACACCCAAAAAGGUACUCUCUACGUUGGUAGGAUACCUCACGGUUUCUACGAAGAGCAGAUGAAGGAAUACUUUUCGCAAUUCGGAGAUGUCACUCGACUGCGUUUGGCUCGUAACAAGAAGACUGGUGCUUCAAAACACUACGCCUACAUCGAAAUGUCUUCCCAAUCCGUCGCCCAGAUCGUCGCCGAGACCAUGAACAACUACUUGCUGAUGGGUCACCUCCUCAAGUGCCAUGUCAUCGCCGCCGACAAGGUCCACCCUCAACUCUGGGUCGGUGCCAACAAAAAGUUCCGCAAGGUCCCCCGCGCUCGUGUUGAGAAGAUGAGGCAUGAGAAGGAAAGGACGGAGGAGGAGCAGGCCAAGGCCAACAAGAAGCUUUUGAAGAAGCAGAACCAAAGGAAGAGCAAGUUGCAAAAGGCUGGUAUCGAUUACGAGUUUGAGGGACACGUGAGUUUGCGUUGCUGCGCGCCCGUAGACGGUGGCUGA